AAUGAACGCGUUGGUUGCCUUGGUACUGUUGCUGGCCAUCGGCCCUCUAUUCGUUUAUUCUGAUGCUAUCCAAAAAUCACUAGAAGAAUGUGCGAAAAAGAACCAUGUGACUCCAGACGUCUUAAAAAUAAAUCCACCCGACUAUAAAGUUAAGUGUUAUUAUUAUUGUCACUUUGUAAAUGAAAAGGUAAUUGUCAAUGACAAGAUCGAAUUACCGGGACUUGACAGUGCAAAACCAUGCCUAAAUAUAAAGGAUGACAACAAAUGUGAGCUCGCCUUUAAGCUUCGCACUUGCUUACGAACCCAUUUACCUGAACAUAUAUGGCAAAAAUUUGCUUAAGUUUGUUAUGCAAUGUUUUAUCAUUAAAAAAAUAAUUUCAACGUAAAUAUUUUAAAUAAAAACAAAUCGAACAUUUUAA
Messenger RNA from Drosophila rhopaloa, 419 nucleotides. RefSeq lists its product as uncharacterized. Bases 2 to 340 code for a protein of 112 amino acids. NCBI's taxonomy places the organism in Eukaryota, Metazoa, Arthropoda, Insecta, Diptera, Drosophilidae. The record is from RefSeq and is a predicted model, not a curated record. The transcript has 2 exons. Gene Ontology annotation, molecular function: odorant binding.